This is a messenger RNA of Phialemonium atrogriseum, 2591 nucleotides long. RefSeq names its product KRI1-like family-domain-containing protein. The record is from RefSeq and is a predicted model, not a curated record. The transcript has a single exon. The coding region runs from base 176 to 2167 and encodes 663 amino acids. Gene Ontology annotation, biological process: endonucleolytic cleavage in ITS1 to separate SSU-rRNA from 5.8S rRNA and LSU-rRNA from tricistronic rRNA transcript (SSU-rRNA, 5.8S rRNA, LSU-rRNA). Lineage: Eukaryota; Fungi; Ascomycota; Sordariomycetes; Cephalothecales; Cephalothecaceae. Gene Ontology annotation, cellular component: 90S preribosome; nucleolus.
CACUUUUUGGAGUGCGACUCCCCGUUGUCAGAAAAAAAAGUUCCUUAUCGAAGACUCGGUUGCCCACAUUUUGAGGUGCUGCUUCUCGUUGUAGCCAACUCCAAGGCAACCAAAUUUUCCUCUACCCGAGCCUCCCUCUUUCCGCCGUUGAAGAGAACAGAGAGAUCCCCGCAAAAUGGUGCCUGCAGCUGGCCGCGGAGCCACCAAGGGUGGACCAAUUCCCAAGAAGAGUUUGUUCGAUAAUGAGGGCUCGAGCAGUGAAGAUGAUCAGGAAGAAGGCGGUGCUGCCCUCGGGCCGUCCAAGUUGAAGAUCAACGAGGAAUAUGCUCGAAGAUUUGAGCAUAACAAGAAGCGAGAAGAUCUCCAUAGACUUGAAGAAAAGUACAAGUCCAAUGGUGGUGCCUCGGGUUCAGAGGACGAGUCCUCGUCGGACGAGACAGAAGACGACGAAGGAUUCUUGGUCACCGAGGACCUCGAUGCUGAGAUCUCGGCCACGCUCCAGGCUAUAAAGAACAAAGACCCCCGGAUAUACGACAAGUCGGCGGUUUUCUACAAGCCGUUUGACCCGGCGACUGGCGAGGGAACCAAUGCUCAGAAGGAGAAGCCGGUUUUCCUUCGAGACUACCAUCGCGAAAGGUAUUUGCGAGGCGAUAUUGGUGCGGACGGCCAGGAAGAAGACGAUGCAAACAACCCGACGACCUAUACCCAAGAGCAAGAAGAAAUAAAGCAGACCAUUCUCUCAGAGAUUAACGCCGCCGCUGCUGCAGAUGAAGAAUGGAGUGGCGACGAGGCAUUCAUGAAGCCAAAGGAACAAGCACGCCCAACAAGGGAUGGCGUGCAUCCCUCAAGGGCUGCCGCCCUCGAGCUUACGGAGCAGGAUGUUGUAACCGCAGACAAGGACCCUGAGACCUAUUUGUCCAAAUUCAUGGCGUCCAAGGCCUGGGCUUCGGAAGGAGGGUCAAGGUGGGAAGCGUUUGAGUCGGACGAGGGCGAGGAUGACAACAACGAUAUUGCCGAGCAGUUCGAACAGGCCUACAACUUGAGAUUCGAGGAUCCAGAGAAGAGCAACGAGGUCCUGAAAUCCUACUCCCGAGACGUCGUUGCGGCGCGGUCAGUGAGAAAGGAAGAGCUUACAGGCAGAAAAAAGCAACGAUUGGUUGAGAAGGAAAGGAAAGAGGCGGAGAAGCGAGAGCGCGAAGAGGACCGGCGCCGUCUCCGGCGCCUCAAGCUCGAAGAGGCCCAGGAGAAGCUGCAGAAGAUCAAGCAAGCUGCGGGUGUGAGCGGCAAGGUUCUGGAGGACAAGGACUGGGUGAAGUUCCUCAACGACGCCUGGGAGGAUGACAGAUGGGAGGAGGAGAUGAAGCGUCGAUUCGGUGAAGAAUACUACGCCCAAGCAGACGAGUUGUCCGGGUCCGAUGAUGAAGACGUGUUGUCGAAGAAAACCAAACCGAAGAAACCCAAGUGGGAUGACGACAUCGAUGUCAAGGACAUCAUUCCCGACUUUGAUGACGAAGUAAAGCCCGUCGUCACUCUGACGGACUCUGAAGCUGCGCCCGAGGAAGGCGCCGAGGACGAGUCCGACUCCGAGUCCGAGUCCGAGCGGCCAGCCAAGAAGCGCAAGACCACCAAGGAAGCCAAAAAGGACCGCGCCGCCGCAAAGCGCGAGGCCCGGCAGGAGCUAGCCCGUCUCGAGGCCCUCGUCGACGCGAAGAUGGAGCUAGAUAACCCGCGCGCCCUCUCCUCGUCGUCCAAGGGCGGCGGCGGCGACGCCGUCCCGGCCUUCCGCUACCGCGAGACGUCGCCCGUCACGUUCGGCAUGACGGCGCGCGACAUCCUACUGGCACCCGACUCUGCCCUCAACGAAUACGCGGGCCUCAAGAAGCUGGCCACCUUCCGCGACGUCGAGAAGAAGCGCAAGGACCGUAAGCGGCUCGGCAAGAAGGCCCGCCUGCGCCAGUGGCGGAGGGAGGUGUUCGGCAGGGAGUUCGAGCGGACAGGUCCGACCUUUGGGUUCGCCGAGGGAGACGAUCAGGACGGCGGCACGGAGGCGCCUCAGCCGAGGGCCGGUGGUGCUCCUAAGGAAGAAGAGCAGGGGGCGAAUGUGGUUGCGGGGGGACGGAAGAAGAAGCGUAAGAGGUCUAAGGGUAAGAAGGUUGGCAAGGCUUAGAAUGGGGUGGCGCGACUGUUCAUAUCUAAGGUAGCUUGAGUCUGUACUACCUACCUAUGAGUACUAUUGAGGCUUUGGAAGAUACUAUUCCCGCACAACAAAUAGAUGGUGAUCGGCAGAUGCGUAAUCAGAACUAUAUCUAUCCAAACAUUGGACGCCGAUCUGUCCCGACUAUAUACCACACGCAGUGAGCGUACAACGCAGGACCAGCCGAUGAUAAAUACAAACAAUCUAGCCCACCCUUGCCUCCUCCUCUGGAGAGUCCCCAUCCCAAGUUGACUCCCUCCCCACGUUGCUACCAGAUUACCCCCUUACCUCCCCCCAAAAAAUUGAACUCCAAGGCGCGCAAGCUCAAGUACUCCUUUGAACUUGGUAUGCGUCACCCAUAACGUAUAAAGUAGGGGGAACCGCACCUCCUCGACCC